AUGUUUAGACAAUUAGUCUUUUUAGCCACAGUUUUGGCUGUUGCCAUGGCUGGAGGUUCAGUUCCACAAAUCCCAACACCAACUCAAUAUUAUAUGUCUGGUACUUUCGAUAUUCCAUACUUUAAUAUUACAGAACCAAUCGAAUUGAUUUACGAUGCUGUCAACAACCGUCAAUACAUCAGCUAUUACAAUGGUUUGGAUAUCACUUUGAAUUUCUUUGACCAAGACAUCUCCUACGCCAUUGGUCCACGUGUCAACACUCAAAUCUGUCAAUCGAUCCCGGGUAACGGAUCAUUGGUUCAAGUCCUCCCAUCGGAGCCAUCCACCUGGACCUACAACGGUACCUCAACCAUCAACGGUGUCGACGUCUUCUCAUACUCACAAAAGGUUGUCAACUACGGAGUUGCCGCCUACUACACUUUCUACAUGGAUGCCAACGGUGUUCCAGUGCAAUUCUACUUGGACGGUGUCGAUUUCAUUUUCGACUCUCACCCAGAUAUCUACAUUUUGAACUUCAACACUUUCACCACCGACAUCUCGCCAUACGAAGAUCUCUUCAAUAUUCCAGCCAUCUGCAAUAAGGCCGAGCAAUCCACCAAGCCAGUCCAAGCAUUCGACGGUAUCUUCAACCAAAUCGCCAACGACAUCUACAACAAGGACAAGAUGACCAAGGACGAAUUCGAGCAAUUCAAGACCACCUACGACAAGGUCUAUGCUCACGACGAAGAGCACUCUGAGCGUUUCGCCACCUACAAGCAAAACCGUGAGAUGAUCAUCGCUCACAACACCCAAGAAUCCUCAUACAAGCUCGCCAUGAACCACUUUGGUGAUAUGACCGCCGAGGAAUUCGAAUUGAAGAUCAAGCCACGUGUUCCACGUCCAGACACCAACGGUGCCCACGACGUUCACGACAACGACCGUACCAUCAACUUGCCAGCCACCGUCGAUUGGCGUCAACAAGGUUGUGUCACCCGUGUUAAGGAUCAAGGUGUUUGUGGUUCAUGUUGGACUUUCGGUUCAACUGGUUCACUCGAGGGUGUCAGCUGUCUCGCCACCGGUAAGCUCGUCUCGCUCUCCGAACAACAAUUGGUCGACUGUGCCUACCUCGGUCAAUCACAAGGUUGCAACGGUGGUUUCGCCUCCGAUGCCUUCCAAUACAUCAUGAACUUUGGUGGUAUCGCCUACGAAUCUACCUACCCAUACUUGAUGCAAAACGGUUACUGCAAGGACUCCUCCUCGCAAUUGUCCAACAUCAAGGUCAAGUCCUACGUCAAUGUCACCUCAUUCUCUGAGCCAGCCCUCCAGAAUGCCGUUGCCACCGUCGGUCCAGUUGCCAUCGCCAUCGAUGCCUCUGCCCCAGAUUUCCGUUUCUACUCAUCCGGUGUCUACUAUUCCUCCGUCUGCAAGAACGGUUUGGACGAUUUGGAUCACGAAGUUUUGGCAGUCGGUUACGGUACCUUGAACGGUGCUGACUACUGGAUCGUCAAGAACUCAUGGUCAACUCACUAUGGUGCUGAAGGUUACAUUUUAAUGUCAAGAAACCGUGGUAACAACUGUGGUGUCGCUUCUCAACCAACUUAUCCAGUUGUUUAA
Molecule: messenger RNA, 1593 nt
Organism: Heterostelium album PN500
Lineage: Eukaryota; Evosea; Eumycetozoa; Acytosteliales; Acytosteliaceae
Gene: cfaD
Product: C1 family peptidase
Exons: 3
Coding region: 1-1593 (530 amino acids)
Biological process (GO): immune response
Cellular component (GO): lysosome
Molecular function (GO): cysteine-type endopeptidase activity
Source: RefSeq, a predicted model, not a curated record